Cyprinus carpio (common carp) is the source of this 2954-nucleotide messenger RNA. RefSeq names its product protein arginine methyltransferase 9 (gene prmt9). Lineage: Eukaryota; Metazoa; Chordata; Actinopteri; Cypriniformes; Cyprinidae. Gene Ontology annotation, molecular function: protein binding; protein-arginine omega-N monomethyltransferase activity. Gene Ontology annotation, biological process: peptidyl-arginine methylation. The record is from RefSeq and is a predicted model, not a curated record.
UGCAGAGCGGACCUGCAGUACAGGAGCGGAGCUGCUCUGGCUGAAGUAGCUCAUAAAUAUAGAGAUAAAACUGUAUAUAUAUAUUAAAAAAAAUACAUCGCAGUUUGUGGUUUAAUGACAGCAGUAGGCUGGAGUCUUCAGGGAAAUUGGUGAAAAUACAGUUCAGCGAUCUCAACUAGCAAACCUGAGACAGAAAACAUGCCUAAUGCCACUACAAGACCAAAGAGGACGAGGCGUCAUAGACGGGCUCAGAGAGAAGAUGCUGUGAGAAAUGAGCUGGUGUCAAGAUCACUGGAAAGUGCUCAGCAGUGUCUGUUCAGUCAGGACUACGGCACUGCGUUUGUUCACUACCUGUUGGCUCUAAACCUUGCCCCAGCACUAAAAGACUUUGCAAAUGAAUCCUUUAGAUUUACUCUGUUUAGAUGGGCAGACGAGCUGGACUCUCUUGGACGUAUCCAGGACCUCUUUAAUUGCUAUGAACAAGCUAUGGAGUUGUUUCCAAUGGAUGAGGUUAUAGUGAACAGCAUGGGAGAGCAUCUUUUCAGAAUGGGGUUUCGGGAUGAAGCUGCUGGGCAUUUUUACAAAGCACUUAAACUCCGACCAGACUUUCCAGAAGCAAAGGAGAACUUUUACCGUGUUGCCAACUGGUUGGUGGAGCGCUGGCACUUCUUAAUGCUCAACGACCAUGGGCGGAACCACAAGUACCAGCUGGCUAUUAAGAAAGCUGUUGAGGAAGGAUGCAGCUCUGUUCUGGAUAUUGGAACUGGCACAGGCAUCCUCGGUAUGUGUGCAAAGAUGGCAGGCGCCGCUGAGGUCUAUGCCUGUGAGCUGUCAAAGACAAUGUAUGAGCUGGCAUGUGAGGUGCUCUCAGCCAAUGGGAUGGCAGAUAGCAUCAAGAUUGUUCACCUGAAGUCUUUAGACAUGAAAAUUCCAAAAGACAUUCCAAACAGAGUGUCGCUGGUUGUAACAGAGACGGUAGAUGCAGGGCUGUUUGGUGAGGGCAUCAUUGAGACGCUGAUCCAUGCGUGGAAGCACCUACUUUUACCUCCACCUAGCACUCAUCAACCCUUGUCCAGUCCCUCACAAACGGGCCGGGUAAUACCUGCUGGUGCAACUGUGUUUGGAGUCGCUGUUCAGUGCCGUGAGAUCCGUAGACAUCACAGGCUGUGUGCAUCUUCAGUUGGAGGCUUGGAUCUGUCUGCAGUAGGACAGAUUUAUAGUCCUGUGAGCUGUCUGGCUGAUACUGAGGACAGCACUGAGCCCUAUACCACUGAAAGACUGAGCCGCCUGCGUGGAGGAUACAUUCAGCUCACACAUCCUUUCACAGCUCUGGACAUAGACUUCAAUAAUCUGCAGGAGCUGGAGGGUCUUUGCUCCAGAGAGGUGAUGCAGCUACGACUGUGUGUGACUCAGGAGGGUGUUCUUGAUGCUCUGGCAGUAUGGUUUCAGCUACACCUCGACCAGGACAACCACCUGUCCACUGGCCCACAGGAAGACACAUGCUGGGAGCAGGCCAUCUAUCCAAUACAGAGUCCAUUCAACACUGUGAAAUGUGGUGAUGAAAUACUGGUGGAAGUUUCCUGUAAGGACUCUUAUCUCAGGCUAUGCUGUGCUGCUAUCAUAAGAGAUGGACACACAUUCCAUAUGGACAAUGUAACUCCCAAGAUCCUCACUGCAAGCCCUGAGGCUGAGCUGUGCAGUGCUCUGGCUGGCCUUCAAACCAGCCAGGAGAAACCUUGUGCUUUUAUGCUGGAGUCGGCAGAGAUCGCCCUCCUCAAUAACACAGCGUAUCAUAACAGCUUCCAGAGGGCCAUGAGCAAACUUUUGGUUUCUCUUAAGUCAACUAGGAGGUCAGACACAGAACUCGAUCCGAUCUACGUGCUCGAUGUCUCUGAGGGCUUUUCUGUGCUCUCCUUGAUUGCAGCCCAGUUAGGCUCCGAUUCAAGUGAAGACAAACAGAUCAGCCCUGGAUUGGUUCAAGCCUACAGCUCAGUGGAGAAGGAGCAUCACCAGACUAUGUUGAGACUGCUGGCUAAAGGAAACGGUGUGCUUGAAAGCACACUGGAGUUCUGGUUAAGUCAUGUGGAGGAUGAUUCUGCAGUUCUUCAACGGCCAGCCACCGAGAAGCUCUGGAGCGCCAUCAUACUCGACUGCAUAGAGACCUGUGGUCUUAUUAGACAGAAAAUGUUGGAGAAAGCAACGUUAGCUAGGUGUUUGUUGGAGGACGGUGGGCAGAUUUUUCCAGAGCGCAUUGUGAUCCAUGGAAUGCUUGUUGAGUCUGACACGCUGCUUCGGGAAAGCGCUGUUCAGGGAACAGAGCCGACUCUCGGGUUCAACAUUGCUCCAUUCAUCAAUCAGUUCACAGUACCUGUUCAUGUGUUUUUGGACCUGUCCACACUUGAAUGUACACAUCUUAGUGAAGCAGUAGAACUCUUCGCUCUGGACCUCAUGAACAGCACUUCCAAUUACACUGACAGAGAAGUCAAAGUGCGGGUCAACACUUCAGGCAAGGUGACUGCCAUUGCUUUCUGGUACCAGAUCCAUCUGGACUCUGAGCAGAGCGUCAGCACCUUCAGUGAGGACUCUCACUGGAAGCAGGCGGCGGUGGUCCUCCAGCAGCCCCUGACGGUCAGCAGAGGAGAGUGGGUCAAGCUCAGCAUCCAGCUCCACAAAAGCAGCAUCUCCAUUACAGCUGUCAAAGAAGAAGGGCUGGGGGCUGAUGAUGUUAUCAGGGAGGCGGAGCCUAUGACCAGUGACUCAUGAUGUGGGAGGGGUCUCUUGUAUUGAUAUAACACACUCCAGAAUCAGUGAAUUGCUGCUGAUGGGCAAUUAUUUAAUGGCUGUAUGGUAAACAAAGUUAUUAUUUUUAAGAACAAGCACACAUUUUACAUUAAAAUAAUUUCACCAUGACUGUGUGUGGCUUGAUGCUUCUUAUAGGUAUACUUAAAGGAACA